GUUUCCUUCCUCUGACCCCGCUUCAUCUACCUUGCAACCUCUGACCACCCGAAAUGAGCGGAUACGAUAACAACCCAUUCUACGGUGGCGGGGGAGGCUACAUGUCACAAAAUUCACAAUUUGGGAGUGGAGGUGGGAGUCCAGGAGGAAGUGGCCGCCGAGCUGCCUCACACUCCCUUCGUCCCGUGAGUCUGAAACAGCUGGUGGAAGCAACAAUCGAGCACUCGGACGCGGACUGGAAGAUUGGGGACGUCGAAGUCGGCCAGGUUACGGUCGUCGCGCACGUACUAUCCGUGCAGGCACAGACAACCAACUGUGUUUACCUUCUGGACGAUGGGACUGCACAAUUCGAAGCACGGCAAUGGGUCGACGCAAACAAUGAAGAGGAUGGAAGCAACCGAGUCGCCGACGGUCGUUAUGUUCGCGUGUUGGGUACGCUGAAGAUGUUUGGGCAGAAAAGAUAUAUCACCGCCACGCACAUCAUCGAGAUUCCUCCCGAACGUGUGUGCGAUGAGCUUUGCUUCCACAUCGCAGAGGCAGCGAUGAUGUCCAUCAUUUUCGAGCGGGGCCCACCGCCUCGCCCAAGCGAAGGCUCGACAACCAGCCGCGUAAACGGCGCCGCGAACCCGACGUCUGCGUAUUCGGCCUCUUCCAACACCGCUGGGGCCAACUCUGCACAAUACGCGGGGCUGUCCCAACUGCAACGCCAGAUCGUCGAAUUUCUCAUCUCGCAGCCAAAAACAAACGAGGGCACACACGUUGGCGCGAUUGCAAGGCACAUCGCCAGCUUAAGCGGAGGUGCACCUGUGAAUGCCGACAAUAUCAGCAAGGCGUUGGAUGAUCUUAGCGAUCAGGGCCAUGUCUACACCACCGUUGAUGACUCUCAUUUCUGCAUCUCCGAGUGAAUUAGCUAUCGCAUCCGUGUAUUGUAUCAGUAUGUCCUUG
This is a messenger RNA of Dichomitus squalens LYAD-421 SS1, 945 nucleotides long. RefSeq names its product replication protein A subunit RPA32. Gene Ontology annotation, cellular component: nucleus; site of double-strand break; DNA replication factor A complex. The transcript has 7 exons. Gene Ontology annotation, biological process: DNA replication; double-strand break repair via homologous recombination; nucleotide-excision repair. NCBI's taxonomy places the organism in Eukaryota, Fungi, Basidiomycota, Agaricomycetes, Polyporales, Polyporaceae. Gene Ontology annotation, molecular function: DNA binding. The record is from RefSeq and is a predicted model, not a curated record. The coding region runs from base 54 to 905 and encodes 283 amino acids.